Plectropomus leopardus (leopard coralgrouper) is the source of this 361-nucleotide messenger RNA. Lineage: Eukaryota; Metazoa; Chordata; Actinopteri; Perciformes; Serranidae. The record is from RefSeq and is a predicted model, not a curated record.
ACUCUGUCAGUGAAUCUGUGUGAUCCGGAUGUUCGAAUGUUUCCUUCUUCUCCUGCAGCUGCUGUGGAACUACAAGCUGAACCUGACCACCGACCCCAAGUUCGAGUCUGUAGCCGUGGAGGUCUGCAAGACCACCAUCUCUGAGAUUAAAGAGUGUGCGGCGGAGGAGCUGGGGAAGGGCUACCUGGUGUCCUGUCUGGUGGAUCACCGUGGCAACAUCAGCGACUACCAGUGCAACCAGUACAUCACCAAGAUGACCACCAUCGUCUUCAGCGACUACCGGCUGAUCUGCGGCUUCAUGGACAAGUGCAGAGACGACAUCAACGCGCUGCGCUGCGGCAGCAUCAGCACCGGAGAGAAG